Trachymyrmex cornetzi is the source of this 8305-nucleotide messenger RNA. It is a transcript of the gene brp, whose product is annotated as ELKS/RAB6-interacting/CAST family member bruchpilot. The record is from RefSeq and is a predicted model, not a curated record. The coding region runs from base 2375 to 8077 and encodes 1900 amino acids. Gene Ontology annotation, cellular component: cytoskeleton of presynaptic active zone. Gene Ontology annotation, molecular function: structural constituent of presynaptic active zone. Lineage: Eukaryota; Metazoa; Arthropoda; Insecta; Hymenoptera; Formicidae. The transcript has 18 exons. Gene Ontology annotation, biological process: neuromuscular synaptic transmission; regulation of synaptic plasticity; maintenance of presynaptic active zone structure.
AAGGUGGUGAUGGUAGUGGUUACUGAUAGUGGUCUCGAUGGUAGUGGUAGCAAAGGGUGGUCUUUCUCGCUUGGUCAUAGCUGGUAUUAGAACGCUCUUUCAGUGCGCGCGGAUCCGUCGCGCGCUGUACCGAGGCUCCUCCACCGACGAUGAUGCUCAUUGGUAUACACAUGCAUAUGAAUACGUCUACGUGCCGGCGAACAGGGGUGUAAUCACAGGUUCGCGCAAUCGCAAAUGUAUAUACGUGUGUGUAUGCGUACGAGGUGGCUGGCCCGUGUUCGACUGCGCGAACGAGGAGGAUAGAGAAAGUGGUAGAGAAAAGAGUAAGCGGGGAAAAGACACAGAGAGAGUGGGUAAGCGCGAGGGUGGCGGCGAACGCCGGUGGCGGUAGUGACGGCGGCGGUGGCGGCGUCAGUGCACGGAAGUGGCUGUGCUCCGGUAGUGGACGGUGGAUAGUGUAGUGCGGUUGGUCGAUUGGAUCGGUUGGUCGGUUGGUCGGUGGUUGAUUCGCCGUUGGUCUCGCGUUGCCGUCGUGUUUCAUUGAAAACCGGGCGGAACGACGUCGGACAUCAUCCACGAGACGCAGACGGCGAGACGACGACGGGACCGCAAGAAGGGAGGAAAAGGGAGAGAAAGAGAGAGAGACGAGAGGCGAGAGAAUGAGAUCGAUAAGGAGGAACCUUAGGCGCUGGUUUCGCGAAACGGGAACGGCGGUGCGCGACGCGUAGAGAGAGAGAGAGAGAGAAAGGGAGACACAUAUACUUCCUCCUCUCUUCUCUUCCUCCUCCACCCGAGAUUGCGAGUGUAUGUGUGUGUGUGUGUGUAUGUGUGUGUAGUGCGCCGACGACGAGCGCACGCGACGGAAGCGAGACAUACGCGUGUAGUACGCGCGCAUACGUACGCACGCAGGCGCGAGUAGGCGCGAGUACGCGCGUGUGAGCGAGGGAGCCGCCGACACACGAGGGUGGAACGAGGUUCGCGAGGAAGGGAACGUGGCCGGCUCGGUUCGUCGACUUGGCUGGCUCGCGAAAGGGCGGUUCUUGGAUCCGGAGCGCCGCAACCGGAGGCCGAGGGAGAGAGAGCGAGAGAGACCGGAAGAGCGAACGCGAGAGAGGGUACGCGAGAGAAUUCGUUUGUUCGUUCGUUCGUUCGUUCAUUCGCGUCUUGUCGGCUCAGGAAGAUAGAAAAGUGGAAGAGGAGAGAGUCGAUUACCUCUUUUUCUCUCUCUCUCCCCCUCGAUCUCUAUUCGCCCUCGCUCGAUGGGCUACGCCGUCGAAAGAAGGUCAAAGAUCGAUUCUCGGGCCGACGAGGGUCGUGACCUCGCCGUACGCCGCCGCCGAGUACGAAGUGACCCACGCGCGUAGUAGUACUAUCCACUAGUAGUAGUACGCCGGCCAGAAGAGUUGUAUUCGGUGAGGAGGCGAGGGUGGCGGUGGUGGCGGGGGGGGGGGGGGGGGGGGGGGAGGUGGAGAGAGGAUCGAUCGGGCGGAGGAUCAUCGUCGCGAUGCGAGGAUGAGGUUGAUCGACCGGCAGAAAAGGAACCGAACCGGCAGCUUUCAUUGAGAUCGACGAUACGUAGAAAGAACGAGGACCGAGACGAUCAAUCUCCUCGUCAAUGCACGUCGUUCGCGAACGCGCCAUCACACGUAGAGUAGAAACGUCCGCGCGCAUCCCAGGACACGUCGUUAUCGUGUCCGCGAUUUGGCGUAAAAGAUCGCGAAGGCGCAAAGAGAUUGGAAAUAUAUCGUCGACGUCGUCGUCGUCGUCGUCGUCGGCCAUAGCCGGAUGCUGGAGCACAAAGUCGGGAACGAAGAGAAGAUCGAAUCGCCCAAAGAAAGGCGAUCGUCGAGAUUCCGGCGCACGAAGCAUCACACCUUCAUCAUCCGACUGUUACCCUAACUGAAAGCUCGGAUAGACCGGACGGACGUCCCGGUGCGAUUGAACGCACGGGAAAACGCUCAUUGAUCGAAUCACCCGUGUGGCUAAUCGGGCUGAUAUGAGCGUGAAGACGCACGAGGGUGACGAGAGACUGGGGAAUGGUCGCAAGGCGUGACAAAGCGACUACGGAAAUUUCGAGGGUCCGGAUUAUACAGCAUUCUCUUCGGAAAUUGGAAAACUAGCAUUGCCGAGGAAAUUGGGAAACAAGGACACGGACAGAUCGCUGAAUCAUCACUAGGUCGAAAAAGAGAAAGACGCGUGGAUUAUUACACAAAACGAUUGCGAAAGCGAGAGAAUCGGGCGAGAUCGCGGGUAGAAGAGAGAACGACGAACCGGACGAACACCGACGGAAUAUCGACGAAACGCUGACGAGACGAUUUAUCGCGCCUACGAGGAGGAGGACGAGGUACGGCUACACGCCGAGGUUUCCCGUAGAAUGUCACGGGAUCUUUACUCGAGCAGUGGCGUGAUCGGUCCAGGUGGUGGCACACGUUCGCCACGCAGCGGUCGUCGCGUGGGCGAACUGCCAACCGUUGAUCGCAGUCCGUCGCGAAGUUAUGCCAGCGGUCGUGGAAGUCCGCUCGGUGGUCGUAAACGGGGAACUCGCAGUGGCAACAAUUCGCCGGAGCACUUAGGCUACGGCGGAGGCUACCAUCACCAUCAGCUGGGCAGCCCGUACUACUCCCGCGACGAGGACCUCGGCAGUCCCGUGAUGCUCGAGGAGAGGGGUAGGAGUAUGUCGACCGGGGGCGGUGGGGGCGGACAUCACCGAUCCAGAAGCGCCUCGAGACCCGCCAUGUCCAGCUCGGCGGGCAUGGUAGCGCGUUACACCAGCCUCGAUCGUGCCUCCGCUGGCGUUCUCGACCAUGAUCGGGAAUUCGUGCCGAUACGCGAGCCGAGCCGCGAACGUAGCCGCGAUCGCGGACUCUACCUGGAGGACGAGUUAUACGGCUCCAGGUCAGCGCGUCAGAGCCCGAAUCCGCACAUGCUGCGCGACGGCGGUGGCUACAUCGGCGAGCUCCAACAUCAGAACAACGAUCUGCAACGUGAGCUCGGUAACCUGAAGAAGGAGCUCGAGUUGACGAAUCAAAAAUUGGGCAGCUCGAUGCACAGUAUCAAGACCUUUUGGAGUCCGGAACUGAAGAAGGAACGGGCGUUGCGCAAGGAGGAGAGCACCAAGUACAGCCUCAUCAACGAACAACUUAAGCUGCUCAACUCGGAGAAUCAGAAACAAAGCAUAAUGGUUCGCCAAUUAGAAGAGGAGCUUAGAAUGAGGAUGCGUGGGCCGAGCGUCGAGAUGCAGCAACAAAUGGAAGUUUUGUAUAAUGAGAAUGAGCAUCUGACUCGCGAAAUUGCCAUACUUCGUGAUACGAUAAAGGAGCUGGAAUUAAGAAUAGAAACGCAAAAACAGACGCUGCAGGCUCGUGAUGAGAGUAUCAAGAAGCUCCUCGAGAUGCUCCAGAAUAAGGGGAUGGGAAAAGAGGAGGAAAGGAUCAUGUUCCAGCAGAUGCAGUCGAUGGCCCAGAAGCAGGUUGACUUCUCGCGGAUGAGACGACUGCAUUUUGCAUACCAAACGCAAAAAUCUCAACAUACGAGUCGAAUAUUGCUGGACGAGCUCCGGACGGAGGUACAGCGACGAGACCAAGAGCUGCUGGCAAUGUCGGCGAAAAUGAAGACACUCGAGGAGCAACAUCAGGAUUACCAAAGACACAUCGCUGUACUCAAGGAAUCUCUCUGCGCCAAGGAGGAACAUUAUAAUAUGCUGCAAGCUGAUGUCGAGGAGAUGCGACAGCGGCUCGAGGAGAAGAACCGGAUGAUCGAGAAGAAAACGCAGGCGGCAAUGCAGGCGCAACAGGAGCGCAAUCGCAUGAACACCGAACUGACAGAAAUCAAGGAUCACAUGGACAUCAAGGAUCGCAAGAUCAAUGUUCUGCAGCGCAAGAUCGAGAAUCUGGAGGACUUGCUGAAGGAGAAAGAUAAUCAAGUCGACAUGGCCAGGGCCAGGCUGACGGCAAUGCAAGCGCAUCAUUGCAGCAGCGAAGGUGCACUUAGUAGUCUCGAGGAGGCGAUUGGGGAUAAAGAGAAGCAAAUGGCACAAUUACGUGAGCAAAGGGAUCGAGCAGAGCAGGAGAAACAGGAAGAGAGGGAAUUGCACGAAAGAGAAAUCGCCGAAUACAAAAUGAAAAUACAUACUUUAGAAUCCGAGGUCGAGAAAUUAGGCGCGCGUUUGGAACGAGCGCAGGCGGAAAAGGACCGGUUAGAAGCGAAGCUCGAGAGCUCACAAUCCGAGCUUGGCAAGAGCAAGGCUGAGCUGGACAAAGCCGCUUCCGAGGUCGGACGUAGCGGCGCAGACUGGGAGGCGGCGAAGCAGCGGCUGGCCAGGUUGGAACUGGAGAACGAAAGGCUGCGGCAUGAUAUGGAACGAUCGCAGGGUUACGGUAGAAGCACACUGAACUCGUCCCAGGAAAUGGAACGCGUUCAGGAACGUGCCGACAAAACGGCCACAGAAUUAAGGAGAGCCCAGGCUGAGCUGAGGGUCACGCAAGCGGACAAUGAGAGGGCACGUGCCGAAGCUGCAACCCUCCAAGAAAAGGUGGAGAAAAGUCAAGGCGAAGUGUACAGACUUAAAGCGAGACUCGAGAAUGCUCAAGGCGAACAGGAAAGCCUGCGAGAGGAGUACGAUCGAGCACAGGCAUCUGUGGCCCGUCUUCACUCCGAGAGAGAUAAGGCAAUCGGCGAACUCGAAAAAUCACAAGAAGAACUCGAGCGCACACAGGCAACCCUCGGUAAGGCGCAACUUCAGCAGGACAAGCUGCAGAAUUUAUUGGACAAGACGCAAAGUGAGGUCGACAAGCUGCAGGAAAAGCUCGAUAAGACGCAGACGGAAGUUCGUAGAAUGCAAAUGGAAAGAGAAAAACAGAACUACGAUUUCGAGAAUCUGCAGAGCCAGCUUGACAAAGCAUUAGGACAGUCAACGAGAAUGCAGAAAGAGCGGGAAGCGAUUCAGCUUGAUGUGGAUCGACUACAGGACAAGUACGAAAAAGCUCAGGUUAUAAUGCAACGACUACAGAAGGAACGAGAUAGCUUCCAGGAAGAGAUGGAGAAGAUGCACGAGAGGAUAGAAUUCCAGCAGAAUCAGAUAGCCAAGAUGCAACGGGAGAAGGAGAAUGUACUCUCAGAACUCGAUUUGGUAAAGGAGAGAUGGGAGAAGGCCCACAAUACUCAUCAGAAAUUAACGUUGGAACGAGAUGAUGCGCUGACUGAAAUCCAAAUCCUAAAGGAGAAACUGGAGAAGGCACAGUAUUCUAUGAACAAAGCUCACGAGGAGCGAGAAAACACUACCAAAGAAUUUGAAAAGAUGUUGGAAAAAUACGAUAGGUCGCAGAGCGAGGUGUAUCGCCUUCAGAACCGUAUCGAUGUUAUGGAGGCGGAUAAGGAUCGACUCGAGCUGGAGACGGAGAAGCAGCAGAUGUUGGCGACCAAGUCACGUGAGGAAUCGCGUAAGGCUCAGGAGGAACUAGCUCGAGUACAGGAAAUGUACGAUCGCGCGGCGCUGCAACUCGGUCGUACGAAAGAGCACGAGGAGAAGUCAAAGGAGAACAUCGAUCGGCUGAGUGUAGAUCUCGAAAUGGUGCGCGAGCGCUACGAGAAGUCGCAGAUCGAGCUGCGACGAUUGCAAAACGAGCGCGAGAAGUUGGUGGCCGACAACGAGCGUAUCAGCUUCGAGCUGGAGCGCGCGCACUCCCAGCUUAACAAGGCGCAGGCUGCGACGGAGAAGACGCAGGAGGAGCUUGCGCGUAUGCAACUUGAGAUUGAGAAGAUGUACGAGAAGCACGAUCGUCAGCAGACGGAGGUGAGGAAGGCGCAGGGCGAAGCGGAACGACUGCGUUCUGAGGCGGAGAACUCGCGCGAGGAGGUCGAGAGGUAUGCAACACGUUUCGGCAAGUACCAGGAGAGCCAGGAGCGACAGAAGGAGGAGCACGAGUGGGCGAAGCUGGAGGUGGAGCGGCUACGCGACCGUUUGGAGAAGGCACUGGCGGAACUCGAACGCGCGCGGAAGGCUGAGCAGGACGCCUCGAGGCUGCGCGCCGAUCUGGAGCGUGCGGAAGGCGUGCGAGGUAAAUACCAGUACGAGCAAGAAAAAUGGCAAAGCGAGGGUAGUAGGCUACAACAGGAGGUGGACAAACUACGCGAGCGAUUGGAAGGCCGUGAGGCCGAGCUGAAGAGGACGCAGUCGAACCACGCCGAGCUCGAGGCGAAGCUGCAUGAGGCGCAGCUUCAGCUCGAGCGGGCGCGCGAUGAGACCGGCAAGGCUACGGCGCAGCAGGAACGCAAUCGUUCGGAAAUCGAGCGUGCGCGAAUCGAGGCCGAGAAGAUACGCGACCGACACGACAAGGUGAAGAUACGAUCCGAUGCGCUCGAGGCAGACAACGAGAAACUACGUGUCGAGAUUGUGCGGCUGGAGCGGCUGAUGCAGACCGAGGGUAAGACGAGAUCCGAGAGCGCAAGUAUUGAAGUAGAACGUCUACGAGCUAGCCUGGACAAGGCGAUCGUGGCGCGUGAUCAGGUUGAACUUGAGGCUGGCAGACUCGCGAAAGAGCUCGAAAAAGCGCACCUGCAAACUGCUAAAUAUCAGGAAGCUACCGAGGCUACUAAGAAGGAGGUUGAACGUAUCGCUGCAGAUUUGCAACUGCUGCGGGACGAACGCGAUGCGCUACGCCAAGAGUUGCGCCGCGUGCAACAACAACAACAGCAGCAACAGCAACAGCAGCAGCUCGCUGGUAACGAAGAACAUGCCCGGAUGCAGUACGAGCUGCAGCUGGCGCAACGUGAACGCGACAAGAUGGCAGCAAUCUUGGAGAACCGGGAGAAACACUCGGAAAAGAUGAAGGAGAAGUGGGAAGCAGACGCGAAGCAGCUGCAGGUAGAGCGCGAUCAACUGGUUAUACAACUGGAGAAGUCGCAGGAAAUGCUGGUCAACUUCCAGCAGGAGCUUAGCGCGAACGAGGCCGAGCUCGAGCGUCAGCGCGAAGAGGCUCGCCGUCUCCAACAGCGUGCCCACGCGCAGACACCCGAUCGCGCCGCCAAGGAGGCGCUUGACGCGCAAAUGCGCGAAGUUCAACGGCUGCAGCAGCAGGUACAGAGUGUACAGCAGGCGCAGCAGAAGGAGCGACAGCGUGCCGAACAGGCAGAGAAGCGAGUGCAGGAGCUGCAGAAGCAGUUGGCGUCGCGCGGCACCGAGACGGUUCAGGCUGACGCGGCUCAGCUUGAGCAGUGGCGGAAGUUAUGCGAGACGGAGCGGCAGCGGGCAGACACUGCUGAGCGUGAGGCUGGUGACUUGCAGAAGCGGAUACAGACGACGGAACGACAGUUACAUGCGCAUCAACAGCAGAUCCAACAGAUGCAGGUCACCAUGCAACAACAACAACAACAGCUGCAGCAGCAACAGCAACUGCAGCCCGCGCAACAAAACGGUCAGGAGGUCGUUAGGCUGCGAAAGGAGCUGGAUCGCGCGCGCGAGGAGAUUCAACAGGCGACAGUGGAGCGCGAGCGGUUCCAGGCACAGCUCGAGAUGCUGUGCCAGGAACUGGAGAAGAAUCAGGUGGAUUUGCACGAGGCGAACAAGAAACUCCAAGCUGGCGCCGCGAAAGCUGGUGCCGAUACUAUUCAAGAGAGGAAACAGAUGGAGGAUCAAAGACGACAAUUGGACGAGCAGAGAAGACAGAUGGAAGAACGAGCGAAGACCGUAGAUCAGAAAGCUAGGACGACAGAGGAAAAGGAGAGGACGCUCCAAAAUCUCGACCAAGACCUCAAAAAGAGAAAGGCGAGAAUGGACCAACUGGAGCAACAAUUACAGAAGAGUGGCGGAGCGCCGGACAAGAGAUUAGCAGAAAUGCAAAAGGCUCUCGAAAUUGCCGAGAGGGAUUUGGAAAAAGCGAAAGAAGAAUCAGGCAGGAGUGCCGCCGAGACCGAGAGGCUAUUGCAGCUCGUGCAGAUGACACAGGAGGAACAAAACUCAAAAGAGAAACAGAUCAGAGAUCUUCAAGAAGCACUCAAAACCGCACAAGCCAAGUUGAAACAAGCUACAACUGCACAGCAAGAGGCGGGACCCGCCGGAUUCCUAAAAAGCUUGUUCUAAGGUCGAUUUUUGUUGGGGACGCCUUCUCCGUUCUUUUUAGUACAAUUUGCAUAUUAUAAGCGAGACUUUGCGAGUAUAGACGUAUAUACGAGGGACUUAAACGAAGGAUUGAUGUCGAUCCGCCAAUGGACAAAACCCACGUCGAGACAUAUAAUUAUUUUACGUAAAAUGCUACGACCAUUGUUAACGUAUUCAAUAAUUAUAGCGAAAGGAUAAUAACGAUAAUAA